Diaporthe citri is the source of this 1344-nucleotide messenger RNA. RefSeq lists its product as uncharacterized. NCBI's taxonomy places the organism in Eukaryota, Fungi, Ascomycota, Sordariomycetes, Diaporthales, Diaporthaceae. The transcript has 5 exons. Gene Ontology annotation, molecular function: heme binding; iron ion binding; monooxygenase activity. Bases 1 to 1344 code for a protein of 447 amino acids. The record is from RefSeq and is a predicted model, not a curated record.
AUGCUGUUCCAGGUUACAACUUCUGUCUCCUGGCAGUCUGUGCUAUUAUACGCGUUUAGUCUUCUCACCUUCUGCGUUGUCGUGGUGCGGCCAGUUUACAAUGUCUUUUUCCACCCACUGCGCAAGUACCCCGGACCAAAGCUCUGGGCGGCCUCAUCACUACCAUGGGGAUUCUCCUUCAUGGCCGGAAGGAUGCAUGAGAGCCUGAUGGACCUCCACAACAGAUACGGCACAGUAGUCCGCGUGGCCCCCGACGAGCUGUCUUUCUCUUCCCCGGAUGCGUGGGAGGAGGUCUACGGCCGCUACAAGGCCGGGAAGCGGAAAGAGAACAUGAAGCCGGGCUGGUACGCCAGCAGGGACAGCAAUGACAUUCUCGGGGCAGAGCUCGGCGACCACGGGAGAAUCCGGAAGAUCCUGAAUUUCGGCUUCACCGCCAGCGCGAUGCUCGACCAGGAGCCUGCCAUCGUGGGAUUUGUUGACUUGCUUUUCGAACGCCUCAGGGCCAGGGCGGGGGAUACUUCCGUUGAUGUGUGGAGAUGGUAUCUCUAUACUUUGUUCGAUAUAACGGGAAACCUCGCUUACGGGGAGCCUUUUGGAUGUUUAGAGCAGUCCAUGAUGCACCCGUGGGUUGACUUCGUUAUCAGCAACAUUAAGCUCACCUACAUCCUACUUCUUUGCAUGCGGAUCCCCUUCUUUCUCUUCUAUUCACCGGUAAUAGCCACCGUGAAGAUGGUGAAAGAAUACAUAGGCUCGAAGAAGACCCUCCGGGAAAAAGUAGAUAGAAGGCUAGCUCUCGAGAAUCCGAGACCAGACUUGGUGCAGACAAUGCUGGCAGAAAGACAGGGCUUGUCCAUGUCCCGCGAGGAACUUUACAGUAACGCUCUCACCUUGACUUUGGCUGGUGCAGAGACCACAGCAAGCGCUUUGUCGGCCGUGACGUACAUGCUGGGUAUACACCCGGACGUGAAAGCCAAGGCCGACCAGGAACUGCGAGAUGCCUUCUCCAGGGAGUCAGAGAUCGACAUGCAGAGCUCGAUGAAACUUCGGUACCUGGGCGCUGUUAUAGAUGAGGCAUUUCGGUACCAUCCACCCGGGCCAAACGCCUUGUGGCGCCAAACGCCCCCUGAAGGAAACUGGGUAUUGGGGGAUUGGAUCCCGGGCAAGACCAUCGUGGGCAUCCCGAGCCGGGUCAUAUAUCGCAGCGAGUGCAACUUCAAGCGUGCCGACGAGUUCAUCCCGGAGCGAUGGUUGAGCGAUGGGAAGGGCUCAGAAUUUGCGAAUGAUCGCAGAGAUGCCUUUCAGCCGUUCUCUUACGGUCCAAGGAACUGUUUAGGCAUGAAGUGA